CCCAAUCAUAUAACAAAACAAAAUGAGAUUUCUGUAUAUACGCACAUAUCGUCAAUUCGUAGAAAGAAGUCUGGCAGGAUGCACACCAGACAGAUGGACGGUUGAUUACCUCUGGGAAGUGAAGACAGGAGCAAUGCGUGGAGGUCAGGCAGCAUUGGUUCUGCUCAACACAGGAGGAAAUCAUGCCAGAGAAAGUCAAGUCAUAGAGCUGCCUCCACUGGUCCAAGCCAUCUUCAGCGGUGACCCGGAGGAGAUACGGAUGCUCAUCCACAAGACCGAAGACGUGAACGCUCUGGAUUCUGAGAAGCGGACUCCACUCCACGUGGCCGCGUUUCUGGGAGAUGCAGAGAUCAUUGAACUCCUGAUUCUUUCAGGAGCUCGCGUAAACGCCAAGGACAACAUGUGGCUGACCCCACUGCACCGGGCUGUUGCCUCCAGAAGUGAGGAAGCAGUGCAAGUAUUGAUUAAGCACUCGGCUGAUGUUAAUGCAAGAGACAAGAACUGGCAGACCCCCCUCCACGUAGCAGCAGCCAAUAAGGCUGUCAGGUGUGCAGAAGUGAUCAUUCCCCUGCUGAGCAGCGUCAAUGUCUCCGACCGAGGGGGCCGCACAGCCUUGCACCACGCCGCUCUCAACGGCCACGUGGAGAUGGUCAAUUUACUCUUGGCCAAAGGGGCAAACAUCAAUGCAUUUGACAAGAAGGACCGGCGCGCUCUGCACUGGGCAGCAUACAUGGGCCACCUGGACGUUGUGGCACUGCUCAUUAACCACGGCGCAGAAGUGACGUGUAAGGAUAAGAAGGGUUACACCCCCCUGCACGCUGCAGCCUCCAACGGACAGAUCAGUGUUGUCAAACAUCUCCUGAAUCUGGGGGUGGAGAUCGAUGAAAUCAACGUCUACGGAAACACGGCGCUUCACCUGGCCUGCUACAACGGGCAGGACGCUGUGGUCAACGAGCUGACGGACUACGGUGCUAACGUGAACCAGCCCAACAACGGCGGCUUCACCCCCCUGCACUUCGCUGCUGCCUCCACGCACGGUGCUUUGUGUCUUGAGCUGUUAGUAAACAACGGGGCGGAUGUUAACAUCCAGAGUAAAGAUGGCAAAAGUCCCCUGCACAUGACAGCUGUCCAUGGGAGGUUCACACGGUCACAGACCCUCAUUCAGAAUGGAGGUGAAAUCGACUGUGUGGAUAAAGAUGGCAACACUCCUCUCCAUGUGGCUGCAAGAUACGGUCAUGAGCUUCUGAUUAACACCCUGAUAACCAGCGGAGCUGACACAGCCAAGUGUGGAAUCCAUAGCAUGUUCCCUUUACAUUUAGCAGCCCUAAAUGCUCACUCUGACUGCUGCAGAAAGCUGUUAUCGUCAGGCUUUGAAAUAGACACCCCAGAUAAGUUUGGAAGAACGUGCCUUCAUGCUGCUGCUGCAGGAGGUAAUGUGGAAUGUAUAAAACUCUUGCAGAGCAGUGGAGCGGAUUUCCAUAAAAAGGACAAGUGUGGGAGGACCCCUUUGCACUAUGCAGCUGCAAAUUGUCACUUCCACUGUAUUGAGACACUAGUGACCACGGGGGCCAAUGUUAAUGAAACAGAUGACUGGGGACGGACAGCUUUGCACUACGCUGCUGCUUCAGACAUGGAUAGAAAUAAAACUACGUUGGGAAACGCCCAUGAAAAUUCAGAAGAACUUGAAAGAGCCAGAGAUUUGAAGGAGAAGGAAGCUGCAUUAUGCCUAGAGUUUCUGCUUCAAAAUGAUGCAGAUCCGUCCAUCCGGGACAAGGAAGGGUACAACAGCAUACAUUACGCGGCUGCCUAUGGCCACAGACAGUGUCUGGAACUGCUUCUGGAAAGAACCAACAGUGGUUUUGAAGAAUCCGAUUCCGGUGCUACCAAGAGUCCGCUCCACUUAGCUGCCUACAAUGGGCAUCAUCAAGCCUUGGAAGUCCUUCUGCAGUCACUGGUGGACCUGGACAUCAGGGAUGAGAAAGGCCGCACUGCUCUGGACCUGGCUGCCUUUAAGGGACACACGGAAUGUGUGGAAGCUCUUAUCAACCAGGGUGCAUCUAUCUUGGUGAAAGACAAUGUGACAAAAAGAACCCCACUUCACGCCUCAGUAAUUAAUGGUCACACGCUGUGUUUGCGGCUGUUACUAGAAAUUGCAGACAACCCCGAAGUGGUUGACGUGACAGAUGCCAAAGGACAAACCCCACUGAUGCUUGCGGUAGCAUAUGGACACAUCGAUGCUGUUUCAUUGUUACUUGAAAAGGAAGCAAAUGUAGAUGCGGUUGACAUCAUGGGAUGUACAGCUUUACACAGAGGGAUUAUGACAGGACAUGAGGAAUGCGUGCAAAUGCUGCUAGAACAAGAAGUGUCGAUUCUCUGUAAAGAUUCCAGAGGGAGGACACCCUUGCAUUAUGCAGCUGCGCGUGGUCACGCCACAUGGCUGAGCGAGCUGCUCCAGAUGGCACUUUCUGAGGAAGACUGUUCUUUCAAAGAUAACCAAGGCUACACACCACUGCACUGGGCGUGUUAUAAUGGUAAUGAAAACUGUAUAGAGGUACUUUUGGAGCAAAAAUGUUUCCGCAAAUUUAUUGGCAAUCCCUUUACUCCACUGCACUGUGCAAUAAUAAAUGAUCAUGAGAGUUGUGCAUCAUUGCUACUUGGGGCCAUAGAUUCCAGUAUUGUCAACUGUAGAGACGACAAAGGCAGGACGCCGCUCCACGCGGCCGCCUUUGCUGACCACGUGGAGUGCCUGCAGCUGCUCCUGCGACACGGCGCCCAAGUGAACGCGGCCGACGACUCGGGGAGGACGGCGCUGAUGACAGCGGCCCAGGGCGGGCGGGCCGGCGCCGCAGAUAUUCUGGUGAACAGUGCCCAGGCUGACCUGUCUGUGAGGGAUCAAGACUCGAACACACCCUUACACUUGGCUUGUAGUAAAGGUCAUGAAAAAUGUGCCUUGUUAAUACUUGACAAGAUACAAGACGAGAGCCUUAUUAAUGCAAAAAAUAAUGCACUGCAGACACCCCUCCACAUUGCUGCACGCAAUGGCCUGAAGGUCGUAGUGGAAGAGCUGCUGGCCAAAGGGGCCUGUGUCCUCGCGGUGGAUGAAAACGGUAUUGGAAUUAGCAGCUCAUGCCUAUUUCUCAGAAGUCAUACCCCGGCCCUGGCUUGCGCUCCUAACAAAGACGUGGCUGACUGCCUGGCCCUCAUUUUGGCUACCAUGAUGCCUUUUUCUCCUUCCAGUACAAUGACGGCUGUCAACUUGGUUUGUUUUAAAAAAGACAAUUUGAACAGGACGACCCUCUCCAACCUGGGUAGCAUGGUUAGCCUGUGCAGUAACAACGUAGGCUCGGAGGAUGGGUACAAUGAGAAUGAUUCCGAUUCCGAAACGUUUUGACUUCAGACUGGACGAGUUUGUCCUUGAUCAACCAUGUUGGAGAAAGGGAAAGAAGCUUGAAUUCCAGGUUUAUGUUGUGUUUAAGUAUUACCGUGGGCCCGAGCCGCCAGAAGCCGGUAGGGAAGGAAUGAAUCACACGGAGAGGGCAGCGAGGCUGUAGGACAAAGCAUUCACACAGUGGGGCCCCAGUUUUGAUUUGUUUCAUGUUUUCCUUAGAUCUAAGAUACUCAUGGGAAAGUCUACCUCUCAUUUUAAGUAAGGAAUUUAAAAAAAUGCAUUUAAUUCUUUUUCUUUGGGGAUAAUGCACCGAGAGGGAACUGUUGUUCCCUAAAAAGUGGCUUUUUUUUUCAUGUCAGAAAUAUAUCAAUGUGACAUUCCCCAGGGAGGGGAAGAAAGGGGUAGAUAGAAAAUGCCUCUAACCUCUUCUCACUUUGAUGUUUACUUCCUUACUAGAAGCCAAAGGUAAAAGAAUUUAUCGUCAGAAAGAAUGCCUGUAAUAAUCUUUUUAAGGGAGUCCAGUUAUUCAUGUCCUCUCUAUAGUAAGCACUUAAAUAUCCAGAACUUCUUUCUGAGGAUAUUUGUUAAGGUUGCCAGAUGAAGGGGAAAAAUUCAUUGAAAACCGAACUUACUUUUUUUCAUUUAAACACAAAUAUGGCACCCACUGCUCCCCAUCACAAGUCUGUGACUUAUUUUCACCCAAGUGAUUGAAUCCAAAUCUGUCCAAUAACCUUUCAAGUGAAAACUAUAUUGCACCAAAACUUUGAGACAUACGAAAGUUUAAUAUGAAACUUCCCCUUUAUUGGUUCGUCCUUAAAUCAAUAGUAACUUUUAAAAAACAUCAAGACCAUCAGCAGUGUUCAUCAGCAGUAAAAUGUUCGAUGAGCUUCUCAGUCAAGGUCCUGCCAAGUGAGCGAAAGUGUGGUUGCAAAAGGGAACAAAGAAAGUAAAUGCAGGUGGUAGAAAUGGGUGAUGUGGAAAUUAAAGCCAAUUGGUAGCUGCUUGAUGAUGACAUCAACCUAGUGAAUACUGUGUCUGCUCCCUCUGCCAAAGCUUCUAGGUCAAAUGGACCCCGUUCCGCACCUGGAAUAGCUGUACAAAAAGAAGAAUGAGACUCUUUAAAAAUUACUCACAUACACGCGCGCACAUAAGUGUAUAUAUUUAUGUCUGUAUUUCAUCAACCAGCUGAACACGAGGACCAAAAUGCUUCAGUCUAAAAUGGAAGACUUAAAUGGUUUUUCUUCAAAAUGAAAGUGAGAACUGAAGUAGCUUUUCUAUGGAGUUAAAAAUGUAACCUUUUUGUGUAAUAGUCUUUGUUGUAUUUUAUAUUUCUUAUGACAGAGAUGUCCGGUUGAUGGCUUAACAUUUGUAACUGAUGAUGUGUUGACCACGGCUUAUUUUUUUGCCAGACUAGAAAAAAUGUUCAUAUACUUUUGAUGUAAAUGUGUUUAUAUUUAUUUGAAAUGAAACAAACACCGAGGAAGCGUCCUUUGUUCUCCCUUUUCAUCGCUGUGUGUCUUACUUGGAACAACACAAAAGCAGAAGAGCACACAGGGCCCUCCCUGGGCUGGCCAGCAGCCCUGGGCCAAGACCAGCAUUUCCUCUGCUAAGGUUUCCAGCCGAUCCUCAGGAUCUCUCACGUUGAUUGGAGAGGGGGACAGCAUCCAUCGCUCAGCCCAGUCUGUGGCCAACUUAGAGCUUAGGAGACAUUGGAGUCCUUAUGCUCCUCUGCCAGAUGAAAACUGAAGCAUGUAGUGGAUCAUAUGCACAGAAGUGGCCAAAAGAAAGGUUCAGAAAUUAUCCUAAAAGCACUGAAAUUUCACAUGGUCCCAGUAACCUCAUUGGAAACUGUAUCAGUGUGUGGACACGUGUACCAGGAGAAGAAAUAAAAAUCACCAGCUCAUGCUACUUUCCACUUGAAGAAGAGACAGGAAGGAAACGCUGCAUUUAGGCAAGUACUCUCCGACCGUUUUAUAAUCGGUUUCAUUUCACCCUGGAAAUUUCAGCUUCAUAGUGUAUGUGAGAUAUUUUUUAAAACAGUGUUUUAUCAUAUCUGGAUCAAAUACAGAUACUGUAUUAUAUUUCUCAUCUAACUGUAAGAGACUUUAAUCUCACUCUUUUACUCUGCUGGAUUUAAUUAAAAACUCAUGUUGGGUUCUUCACAAAUGAGAACUUGUUCCGAGGACUCAUAGAAUUGGUAUUAAUUUUACUGAAAUUUUUCAAUGCCACCAAUAUUGUAUUCUAAUGUCCCUCCUUCCUCUGUCCCUUUUGUUUAGAGAAGAUGAACUUUUAAAGUAGAUAAAUUGCUAAUGAGUAAUAAUGACCUUCUCAAUACCAAAACACUGAAAAUAAGAGAGAUCCAACGCUGAGAAGCACGAUCUACUGCGGUGUCUUUUUCUAGAAGUGAAUGGAAAUCUUGCUCCGUUGGCGUUUAAAGCAGGAAAAGAAACGUCUGCUUUAAUGGCAAACAAGGGACUUGGUCACAAAGCAGCGCCAGCCCUGCGACAUCAUCUCCAUGGAGCUGCGUUAGACUUCCCCCCUCUUUUCCUGAUAGAAAGGACAGAGGGGCAAAAUGAAAUCAUGCUUUCUCUGAACUGUUCCCUGAAUCAGUCUCUCCUCUUUCUCCCUCCCCACAAGGCCAAAUUUUUCCUUUAGGAAAUGACAUUAAAACCUCUGAGUUCUGUGUUUUUCAAGUACAUCUUAUAGAAAUAAAAUUAGAUUUGCAACACAGCUUUCUAAGAAAAAAAAAAAAAAAGCAAACCCAGAAAACAUUGUGCUUUUCAUUGAGUCUCAGUUGUUUCGUGCUUCUACUUAAAUGUGUUAUUUUUAGCCUGUAUUUUAACCACAGCCACAGGGAUCACGUUUCAUUGCACUUAGCCUCUUCGCCGCUGUCUGCCUAUCCUUGGUAAAUACAUUACUAUCUCCAGAUUGCCUAAAAUCUGCUAUGAUUCUACAGUAAAUAGCUCAGGGGAUUUCUAUGUAUCACUACUAAAAGGGCACCAUAGUAUGUUUUGGUACUUUAGGCAGUAAACAGCUGCUUGACUUACUAUUUUAUUAUUAAAUUAGAACAGGAACAUCAAAUGGAUUCGCUGCACUAGUUAUUCUUUGUACUGUUGAGCAACUCGGUUUGCUUAUUUGUUGCGUUGGUUGAAGAACUCAUCCCUUUUUUUUGUCUUGUAAUAUGAAGUUAGAGUGCCUUUUUAUAUUUGUAUAUUCUGAAAAUGUUCUGUGACAUGUUUUGUAUUUUUUUUCAUUUGAGUGUUAUCAGAGCAAUAUAAUACCAGUGAGUUUUCAUUUCAGCCUUUCUUUGAAUGUAUAAAGUGUCUUUUUUCCAAUUUCCCCUUUUACCUGCUUUGAAAUGGAAAUGGAAAUGCCGAAGUUUUCUCUAGGAGUUAUGUUUGAUUUUUGCAGUGCUAAAAUGCUUUCUUCUUACAAAACUGUAAACCAUAGGUCAGGUCAGUAUUAUAGGGGAAACACGUUUCAAGAUAGUGACAAUCUGAGUGUGUGUACAAAUGUAAUUCUAUGCGUUUCUUAUGCAGUGAACUAAAAGCUCAAUGCAAAUAUCUUUUGUUUGGUAGUUCGUCUACAUAUUUUAUGCUUUAGCAUGUGCAAUAUAUCUUUGCGAAGCACGAUGAUACAAAUCUGGUGCCAGUGUUAUAUUUUGCAUAACAUAUUUGUAACAGCAUAAAAUAUUGUUUGAUGAUUUUGGUGGGAUUUUGUCUGUAAUGUUUUCUUAUGUAAAUUGGGCUUGAAUGACUCUGGUAAAUGUCAUGACUGUAAAAAUGAGGAAAAUGACUUUGAGUUCAGUAAAUGACUUUGAACCAAUCUGAAUCUUCUCAAGCACAGUUUAAUACUUUUUCAACUACUGAAUGCUAAUAAUGUAAUGAAGUACUUAACUGUAAUAUACUAUGGAAAUGCAUUCAGAUGGUUAUUUUUACAAAUAAAAACGGUACAAAUAUUGUUGCA
Messenger RNA from Miniopterus natalensis, 7354 nucleotides. It is a transcript of the gene ANKRD44, whose product is annotated as ankyrin repeat domain 44. The record is from RefSeq and is a predicted model, not a curated record. NCBI's taxonomy places the organism in Eukaryota, Metazoa, Chordata, Mammalia, Chiroptera, Miniopteridae. Gene Ontology annotation, molecular function: protein binding.